Messenger RNA from Ectocarpus siliculosus, 1698 nucleotides. NCBI's taxonomy places the organism in Eukaryota, Phaeophyceae, Ectocarpales, Ectocarpaceae. The record is from the annotation of a GenBank genome assembly.
AUGCUGCCCAGCCGCGGGGAGAAAGAAAUAACGAUGUCUGGGGGUUUAACCAACUAUCCUUCCGGAGACUACAACGAACUACAUCGUGCUGUGGCGGAAGGACGUAUCAAGAAGAUAUUGGCAAGACUUGGUCUUGGGGUGGAUGACAUCAAUGCUCCGAGUAAAACCAAAGGAGAGACGCCACUCACAAUUGCGUCCGCACAUGGCUAUGACAGAGUCACCACGUUGCUUCUAGACCGUGGUGCUGACACGGAACGCGUUACACCUUCAAGGGGGUGGACGGCUCUGUUCUUUUCGAUUCCAUAUCCGGACGUAACGAGGGUCCUCCUCGAGAGUGGCGCAAACAACGGGGCGAAGUCUCUGUGUGGUUCCACCCCGCUUCACUUUGCUAUACGCGGCGAGAUCGGUGACGCCUGCCUGGAGGUCGCGGAGAUUCUUCUCGAGUUUGGAGCAGAUGCCAACGCCAAAGACAACCAAAAGCAGUCGCCUCUCCACCUCCUAGCACACAAAGGUCGGCCGGCGAAGGGGCGCGUGGAAGCCGCAAAGUUGCUGGUCAAGUUUCGUGCAAACAUCGACGCCAUGGACAUCAAGGGUUGUACACCACUGAUGAAUACCUGUGUUUACGUGACCGGACUCGUGGCUUUGGCAGAGAUGUUGGUCGCGGAAAGUGCUAGCCUGGACGCGCAGAACAUGUUUGGCUCAACACCACUGCAUUUACUUGCCUCGGGUGAUAAAGUAUGCGGUAACGAACUGCUGGAAAUUGCAAAGCUACUGAUCGAGAAAGGUGCAAACAUCGAGGCGAUUGACAGAAACGGCUCCACCCCACUUCACCUCGCAUCCAUGUUUGUUGGAAAUAUUGGCCUCGUCAAGCUGCUGCUAGAUCGCGGAGCCGACCCGGCUGCGAGGGACAUCACCGGAGAGACACCGCUUCAUCUGGCUGGCUUCGCUGGGAGUUUCUGUACCAUGUCAGUGCUCAUCGCUGCCGGUGCGAAGGUCAACCCCCGUGAUCAGCGAGGGGAGACACCUCUGUUCAAGGCCGCUUCCCGAGGACAUCUGGUAGCGGUCAAGAUUCUCCUACAUGCGAAAGCCAGUGCUCUGUUGCCCAGCUCGGAUGGCGAUGCAAUUAUUUACCCCCUGGAAAUUGCGGCGGCAUUGGGCCACACCGACAUUGUUGGAGAGCUGGUGCAACGCGUUGGAGUCGAUGGUUGUGGUGGGCCAAGUGGUGGCGCACACGCUCUCGCGCUUGCAGCUAAGGAUAAGCGAGUGGAUGUCAUGCUUAUUCUUCUCAAGACCGGCGUUGUCGAUACGGGCGAAGCUCUGUCAGAAUCCGUAAACGAGUUUGCCUGCAUGAAGUCACUCGUUCAGCAGCGCCUGGGAGACUCGGACUACCUGGAUCGAUACGGACGUUGUGCUGAAUCGAUUAAGGGGGCCGGCGAACAAGCAACUUCGGACCAGCUAAACAUGAUGCGGGCCGUCCAACGUUUGCUACUGCGGGCGGAGGCGGUGACGGCUAUUUCCUGGCGGUGGUCGACGGGUACGGAUGCUGCCGCCCCAACCACCAAGACUACUACCGCCGCUACACCUGCCCUGACUGCAAUGAUGCCUCUGCUGAGGCGCAGGGCUGUGAGGCGCGGAUUUGCCCUGCGCGCCAUGCUCAGGUGCGCCCCGACUUUAUAUUUUCUACGGGAGUCAUUUUAG